Molecule: messenger RNA, 2752 nt
Organism: Trichomycterus rosablanca
Lineage: Eukaryota; Metazoa; Chordata; Actinopteri; Siluriformes; Trichomycteridae
Product: adhesion G-protein coupled receptor G2-like
Exons: 13
Coding region: 89-2002 (637 amino acids)
Biological process (GO): adenylate cyclase-activating G protein-coupled receptor signaling pathway; cell surface receptor signaling pathway
Cellular component (GO): plasma membrane
Molecular function (GO): G protein-coupled receptor activity
Source: RefSeq, a predicted model, not a curated record
GCGGCUGAUAAAAAUUAGAUGAAAAAUAAAAGUGAAUUGAAUAAAUGAACUAAGAAACGAUUUAAUUACAGCGACAGCCGAAGGUCUGAUGAAUUCGAGCCAGAACGCAUCUGCGCUGAACUCUACAGAGAUGGAACAGUUGGUGAAAGGACUAGAAUCACUUCUUUCUGGACCCAAUAUCAGCUUUGCUGUGGCGAGCACGUCCAUUAACAUCAUCAGCAAUUUAAUGGGUGCAUCAUCCGAGGCGCUGGCGUCGUCUUCAAACAAGAUUAUCGGCAUCGUGGACACAGUUGGAUUGAAGCUGAACGUGGACGGAGAAAGUAAAGAUAUUCUCACUCAGUCUUUGGCUCUGGCUGUGAAACCGGUGAACGGGGUGAAUUUUCAGAAGACCACGUUCACCAUCAAUAACUCCUCCAGCAUCGAGAUGAGCCCCCGGUCCAAGAGGAGUUCAGAGGCCAAGGCGGUCACUUCUCAGGGUUCGAUCGAUCUCCCGGCCACCCUCACGGAGAACCUCACACCCCAGCAGCAGCAACAGGCCUCCAGACUGCAGUUUAAUUUUUACCAGAACGGCGCCCUGUUUCAGGACAAAGCGGUGCAGGCGAACGAGAGCAGACUGAUCAGCGGGGUUCUGUCCUGCAGUGUGGCUAACCUGUCCAUCUCCAACCUUAGUAAAAACAUCACCAUCACCCUGAGGAACACACAGACUGUUCAGAGUAACCGAACCAUUUCCUGUGUAUUCUGGGAUUUUAAGCUGAAUGGUGGAUCUGGAGGCUGGAGUAAUGACAGUUGUACUGUGAUCAGUCGAACAGAAAAUGAGACGGUCUGUGGAUGUAAUCACCUAACCAGCUUUGGAGUGCUGAUGGACAUUUCGAGAGGCGGCUCAAUCAGUAAACUGCAGGCCAUGAUCCUGACCUACAUCACGUAUAUCGGUUGUGGGAUCUCGGUUAUCUUCCUGUCUCUCACCCUCCUCACGUAUCUGGCUUUUGAGAAGCUGCGUAAGGACACGCCGUCGAAGAUCCUGAUCCACUUGUGCUUGGCUCUGCUCCUGCUGAACCUGGUGUUCCUGCUGGAUUCCUGGCUGGCUCUGUACCCCAAAGCCACGGGUCUGUGCAUCUCCACCGCCUUCUUCCUGCACUACUUCCUGCUGGCCUCGUUCACCUGGAUGGGUCUGGAGGCCAUCCACAUGUACAUGGCUCUCGUCAAGGUCUUCAACAGCUACGUGUCCAGAUUAAUGCUCAAAUUCGGACUUGUCGGCUGGGGUCUUCCUCUGAUCGUCGUCGUCAUCGUCAUAUCGAUUAAACGAGGCGACAAUUACGGACUGAUCUCUUACGGGAAAUUCGAAGAUGGAACCUCAGAUGAAUUCUGCUGGUUGAAGGACAACACGGCCUUCUACGUGGCGGUGGUGGGGUAUUUCUGCGUCGUUUUCCUGCUGAACUUUAGCAUGUUCAUCGUGGUGAUGAUUCAGCUCUGCCGCAUCAAGAGACAAAACCCUCAGACUCUGCAGCAUCGCAACAUCCUGCAGGACAUCAGGAGCGUGUCCGGCCUCACCGUGCUCCUGGGCCUCUCCUGGGGCUUCGCCUUCUUCGCCUGGGGUAAAGUUAACCUGCCCUUCAUGUACCUGUUCGCCAUCUUCAACUCGCUGCAGGGCUUCUUCAUUUUCAUCUUCCACUGUGCGGUGAAGGAGAACGUGCGCAGGCAGUGGAGGAUGUACCUGUGCUGUGGAAAACUCCGCCUGACCGAGAACUCGGACUGGAGCAACACGGCUACUCAGAAGACCAAGAAUCUUUCCGCUAAAAGAUCGCCCUCGUUUAGAUCCAUGAGAUCAGACCGAUCCAACCAGUCCUCAAACUCUAGAACCUGUCUGGUCAACAACGGAGCCGGACCAGACCGGACGAUGGGGAUCAGCAGCCCGUUAGAUGACACGACAAUAAGAGCGCAGGAGCGGCCCGAACCGGACGUGGUUCUGAACGAGAUCAACCACAGGCACAGGAGAUACCAGUGACCACUGACCACAUUUAUAUUAUUAUUAUUAAUAUUAUUAUUGUUGCAUUUAAUAUGUUUAAUUUUGUAUUUCAACAAUAUAAUGUAAACUUAAUUUGUUAGAAGUAUAUCUGACUGGGCUGAUUAAGUUAACUGGAUUAUCGAUUGUUAACCAGGCACCAGUUCACAAACCCGCUCCAUAAUCUCAGAACUCUUCAGAAGAGCGGAGGCUGUUACAGACACAAGGGCGACUGUUUAAUUAAUGCCUAGUGUCCACAUACUUUUGUUCAUACAGUGUGCACACGCACUUUCAUGAGUGUUAUAUAAUUCUAGUAAAUGUAAUGAUCUCAUUAUGUUUAUUGUGGGUUUAUUAUUAUCAAAGGGGUCAGAAAUAUACACACAGCAGCUAGAACUUUGUGUCGGUUUACCUUGUGACUUCUCUGUGCCCAUAUUUAAUAUAAGGAUGGUUUGACAGCAUCUGUGUGAAAUGACAUGGAACAGGCGUCUCAGACAACAACAGAUUCAAUUACAGUAGCAGUGAAAACAGCUCUGCUGUACAUAAAAAGCUGAUGGAACAAGGGUGGUGUGUCCACUGUCAAGCAAGUUUUACACGACCUUGCAAAAAAAAAAGAGUGUUUGUUGUUUUUUUUUUGCAGAAAAUAGGUUUUAUAAUCAAGGUCACAUCAUUACUGCCACAUUUCUGAGCAUUUACACAAAAUGUUUAAAUGUUUUAAAAUCUAAAUAAAACAUUAAAUGAGUGUAAUAAGGUGAA